ACGGAGCCCCCCGCUGCCUCACCCCGGGGCGGUGGGUUUCCCCGAGCGGGCAGAGGUGUGGAGAGGGCAUUUUUCACAGCUGUGGUGCUCUGGGCAGGCAGGAGUUUCUGUCUGAGUGACAGGCCCGGGUGACCGGCCGGGAGAGCCGCAAUCACACCGCUUUCAGGAACCAGCCACGCACAUUCUCCAUUUCAGCCCGGGGAAUUUGCUCCUUCGGGCCUUCCCUUAGUCAGUUCCCCAUCCCUGUCCCCGCGGGUCGCUACCGGUUACCCCUCCCCGGGGGGCCGGGGACUGCCCUGGGCGACGGCCUGGAGCCGGGUCUCGCUUCCCCGGCCCCGGAGGUGAAUUUCGGGUCUCCCGCUCCUCCCGGCCGGAGCGAGGCGGUAGUAACCGAGAUUCGGAACGGAGCCGCCCGCUCGCGUUUCCUCUGCCGGCGGCACGGGCGGCCUCGACACCCGGCACCGCCCCGCUCACCCUUCGCCCUCCCUCCGCUCCGCUCCGCGGGGCCCGGCGCGGCCUGGGCCGCCCCCGGCCUCAGUCGUUUACUUCAGAUGGCUGAGAAAACAACCAGAGACCCACAAAAUGUCCCCGGCUCUUCUCCUGGUGAAAACGAGUUUCCAUUUGGAUAUCCCAGCAACGUCUGUGAGGAUGUGCCUGAUCAGAAGUACCUGUGCAGCAACUGCAAUAACGUUCUGAAGAAGGCCCUGCAGACGCUCUGUGGGCACAGGUACUGCUCCGCCUGCCUCUCCUGGAUCGUACGAACCAAUAAAAAUGCGAUUUGCCAGAAAUGUAAAGAGGAAGAUCCCAGUACUUUAAGCGAGGGAAGCCUAUUGACAGAAGAAAGGGCUUUUGGUGAUGCUGCCAUUAAUAAAGAGAUUUCUGAACUCAAAGUACACUGCGUGACCCUUGGGUGCAGUUGGUCUGGUAUCAUGAAGAAUUUUGAAGAGCAUCAGAGUUUAUGUGAAUAUGCUUUAAUCCCCUGUCACACUGGCUGUGGACACAUGGUGAUGAGAAAGAAACUUGCAGAUCAUUUGGAAAAUGGAUGUGUUAAUAACGUGACGAUGUGUCAGAAGUGUAAGCGGAGCUUAUCCAGCAGCGAAUACCAAGAACAUUCAUGUGAAGGCAAUUUAUGUAAGGAACAAAACCAUGUGCAAACAGAAACACCAUCAAAAGAAAAGCAGAACCACUCCACACCCUUAAUCAACAAGGAUGGAUGUCGUUUUUCUGAAGUGGGCUGUUCGUUUAGGGGAAGCAAAGAGAAGAUCAAGGAGCAUGAAAAAACUGCAGUUGGGGCCCACAUGCUGCUUCUCCUGCAGCACAUAAAGCAGCUGAAGGCCAGCGUGUGCGCUGCUGCCAGAUCUGCAAACAGCUUCAUCCCACAGUCAGAGCUGAGCAUGAAUGGAGCAGGAAAAAGCAUCUCUGAUCUCCAGAUCCCUGGGGGGCUGGAAAUCAACGGGGAUCUGGAAGUAGACUGUUUUCCUAGAUCUUCUGUUUCUGAAGAUGAAUCUAUUCUGCAACAGCUUGUGAGGGAGAAGGUGAUUUCUGAGCUAGAAAAUAAGCUGCACGUGUUUGAGAACAUCGUGGCAGUGCUCAAUAAAGAGGUGGAGACCUCUAAUCUGGAGAUCACGGCCUUUCGGAGACAGAGUGAACUCGAUCAAAAUAUAAUACGAGGCCUUGAACUGAAGAUUGCAGAGCUGCACCGGUGCCUGACGCAGAAGGAUGCAGGCCUGAGCACUCUCCACAAGACCCUGCUGUUCUCUGAGCAAGCUUCCUAUGACGGGGUCUUUCUGUGGAAAAUAACAGAUGUUGGCAGGAAGUUACAAGACUCUGUGACUGGAAGAACAGUCAGUUUGUAUUCACCAGCUUUCUACACCGCCAAGUACGGCUACAAGGUCUGUCUGAGGGUUUAUCUCAAUGGAGAUGGGUCAGGAAAAGGAACCCACGUGUCCCUCUUCUUUGUUGUCAUGAAAGGAGACUACGAUGCUCUGCUCCAGUGGCCUUUCAGACACAAGGUGACAUUUAUGUUGCUUGACCAAAAUAACAGGGAACACAUUAUUGAUGCGUUUCGCCCGGAUUUGACUUCUGCUUCCUUCCAGAGACCAGUGAACGAUAUGAAUAUUGCGAGCGGCUGCCCCAUGUUCCUCCCUCUGUCCAAACUACAGUCACCUAAAUAUGCCUACGUGAAGGAAGACACGCUUUUCCUUAAAUGCAUUAUAGAAACAAAUUAGUGUGUCUUGAAACAAGAAUGUCUGGUAGAUCACCCACUGAGUUUCAUUAGUUUACGAGGAAGAAAACCAUCAGUUUGAGAGCUUGUAUUGGUUUUUAUGUGCACACAAAAUGCAGGGAGCCUGAGCCCGUGCUCCCUGAAUCAAUUCCCAUCAGCUGAGGUCUUCCUGCUGGAGUCAGUUCUGCCGAGCGUGCUCUGCCCCGUGCCCCCCCACUGUGUUAGUGCAAAUGGGGACUGUGAUUAUGUCAUCAAAACACCUGAUAUUCCUGCUUUGGAUGCAGGUUACGGUCGCCCCAAUUUUGGCUGUUCCUCCACCGGGGACAAGGGCAGGUUCCUUCCCCAGAGGCACCGAUCAGGUGUCUCUGUUUGUGCUUAUUGAUGACCUUGAGAGCAGUGAGUUGUGGGGAGCAUUUGUAGCUUGAAUUCCUUAUACCAGAUGUUUUAUUUCCUGCUAUUUAUUUUAGAUCCAUAUUUAUGUGCUCUGUAAAGAGAUGUGCUGUUGCGUCGGCAAUCGGUGACCACGUUACACUGUGCCUUGGGGAAAUCACCUCUUGUAUUUCCAAAGGAGUCACUGGACUUUCCCA
Messenger RNA from Calidris pugnax (ruff), 2811 nucleotides. It is a transcript of the gene TRAF1, whose product is annotated as TNF receptor associated factor 1. Gene Ontology annotation, biological process: regulation of canonical NF-kappaB signal transduction; positive regulation of JNK cascade; protein K63-linked ubiquitination. Gene Ontology annotation, molecular function: zinc ion binding; ubiquitin protein ligase binding; tumor necrosis factor receptor binding. Lineage: Eukaryota; Metazoa; Chordata; Aves; Charadriiformes; Scolopacidae. Bases 552 to 2228 code for a protein of 558 amino acids. The transcript has 11 exons. Gene Ontology annotation, cellular component: plasma membrane signaling receptor complex; cytoplasmic side of plasma membrane. The record is from RefSeq and is a predicted model, not a curated record.